AUGCAUAUCCAGUCGAUUCCCAUGUGGAAGGGUAGUAGCAACAACUACGCCUACCUGGUGAAGGACGAAAAGACCAACGACGCCGUCAUCAUUGACCCGGCCAACCCGCCCGAAGUCGCCCCCGUGCUGGAGAAGGCCCUGAAGAACAACGAGAUCAACCUCACCGCCAUCGUCAACACGCACCACCACUGGGAUCAUGCGGGCGGCAACAAGAAGCUGCGUCAGGAGCUGAAGAAGCCUGACCUGGCCAUCAUCGGCGGCAAGGACUGCGAGGCCGUGACGAGGACGCCCGGGGACGGCGAGUCGUUCAAGAUUGGCAGCAUCGCGGUCAAGGCGCUCUACACGCCGUGCCACACGCAGGACAGCAUCUGCUGGUUCAUGCAGGACGGGGAGCAGAAGGUCGUCUUCACGGGCGACACGCUCUUCCACAGCGGUGAGGACGUUUCUGCCCCCUUCAUCUUUCCCGUCGCGACUGACACCAUCGACGCAGGCUGCGGCAAGUUCUUCGAGGGGACCCCGGAGGAGAUGCACAAGGCGCUGAACAAGACGUUGGCCGCGUUGCCCGACGACACUGUCGUCUUUCCCGGCCACGAGUACACCAAGUCCAACGUCAAGUUCGCCGCGUCGGUGCUGCAGAACGAGGCCAUCCUGAAGCUGCAAAAGUUCGCCGAGAACAACGAGGAGACGCAGGGCAAGUUCACCAUUGGCGAUGAAAAGAAGCACAACGUCUUUAUGCGUGUGGAUGACCCGGAGAUCCUGAAGGUUACGGGAGAGCAGGAGCCCGUUGCUGUCAUGGCCAAACUGCGCGAGAUGAAGAACAACUUCAAGUGA
Colletotrichum chrysophilum is the source of this 831-nucleotide messenger RNA. RefSeq lists its product as uncharacterized. Lineage: Eukaryota; Fungi; Ascomycota; Sordariomycetes; Glomerellales; Glomerellaceae. The record is from RefSeq and is a predicted model, not a curated record. Bases 1 to 831 code for a protein of 276 amino acids. The transcript has 8 exons. Gene Ontology annotation, molecular function: hydroxyacylglutathione hydrolase activity.